CUCUGUCCGAGCACUGACACACACACACGCAACCCUCUCUCUCCUACACCCCCAACGCACACACGCACGCACAUUGUGUUCCCUUGGUCAGUCCUCAGGUCUGGCGGGCGCGCUCUAGUUUUAAAUUCCGGUUGUGAUGUGGUGAGUAAGACUCAACAAGUCACUCAGCCAGUUACUGGUGGAGCUGUGGAUGAGUAAGAGUCAUCCAAGCAGUGGUGUUGUCACUAUACUGCAGCACUCUGGUCGUUCACCAAGACAACAGUCACCACCCUUGCCCUUCUCUGGCGGGCGAAGAUGACGUCAUCACCAUACAUGAGUCCACUACCCAGCCCGAGGUCACCCAACAGUCCGGUCAGCCCUGGUCGCUGUGUCAAAGUCAAAAAGAACCCGUUCAGUAAUCCAGACAUGCCAGGAUAUGUUGGAUUUGCCAAUCUUCCAAAUCAGAUUCACCGUAAAUCUGUCAAAAGAGGCUUCGAGUUUACUUUAAUGGUUGUAGGUGAGAGUGGAUUGGGAAAAUCAACAUUGAUCAACACACUCUUCCUCACUGAUCUCUACCCAGACAGAAUUCUGUCUUCUGCUCAAGAGAAUAUUGAUAAAACCGUAAAGAUUGAUGUAUCGACAGUGGAGAUUGAAGAGCGAGGUGUUAAAGUUAGACUGACAGUAGUUGACACGCCAGGUUAUGGAGAUGCCAUUGACAACACAGAUUGUUUUCAAUCAAUUAUUCAGUAUAUCAAUGACCAGUUUGAACGAUAUCUCCAAGAUGAAUCUGGUCUAAACCGUCGCCACAUUGUUGAUAACCGGGUCCAUUGUUGCUUCUACUUCGUCAACCCAGCUGGUCACGGAUUGAAACCUCUUGAUAUUCAGUUUAUGAAGCAGUUACACAACAAAGUAAAUAUUGUUCCUGUCCUUGCCAAGGCCGACACACUCACCAAGCAGGAGGUAGCGAAGCUCAAACGAAAGGUUUUGGACGAAAUUGAGGAGAAUGGGAUUCAUAUCUAUCCCCUGCCAGACUGUGAUACAGAUGAGGAAGAGGAUUACAAAGAGCAGGUUAGACAGUUGAAAGAAGCUGUCCCCUUUGCAGUUGUAGGAUCCACAACGGUUUUAGAUGUUGGUGGCAAGAAAGUUAGAGGAAGGCAAUAUCCUUGGGGUGUCAUUGAGGUGGAAAACCCCAAUCAUUGUGACUUUAUUAAACUCCGAUGCCUUCUUGGAACUCACAUGCAGGACUUGACAGAGGUGACGCAAGAUGUACACUACGAGAACUACCGCUCUGAGAGGCUUGCCAAGGGCGGCGGCUCUCCUCUUGCGGCUGCUACUGCUGUCAACAAUAACUCUCAUUCUAGUACAAACUCACUACCAUCUAAAAAGCAGCUUAAUUCCACACCGGUUGCUGGCCAAGAGAAGGACCGCAUGGCCAUGGAACUAGAAGAAAAAGAGGCACAGAUACGCAAAAUGCAAGAAAUGAUGGCUAGGAUGCAAGCCCAACUUCAGGACAAAAAAUAAUCCACAGUUAAUGUAGAAAAAGACCCAUUGACAUUAUAAGCAAGUACUUAGCAUAAUACAUAAGAGCUUUUGAGAAUAAAGGCAAGUACUUAGUGUGCGGAGCUACAGUGUGAAUUGGCUUAGAUUAGGAUCUCAUCUGUAACUACUUCUGAAAAUAAUUACGUAACUUUUAAUUACUAAAAAAAAAUAAAAAUUUACUAUAACAGAGGUUAAUAAAUUACAAGUUAUAUUCUUGGUGAGGAAAUUCUGUAUUGGUAUGGCAUAAAACCUUCAUUUAAGAGCAUUUUAAGGCUCUUAAUUGUAAAAUAUUCUGUGCUUGAACAUGCACAAGAGUUUUCUUUAAUAAUAUAAAAUUUGAACUCCAUAAAAUCUCUUCAUUAGGUAUAAUAUGUUAUAUUAAUUCUCUCAAUUUUUAGAGCAAUGAUGUGCAAGUGCAUGGGUAUCAUGGAUUUCAGGGAUGGUGUACAGUAAAUAACUUACCAAACAUGUACCUUAUAGUCAGUGAGAAUAAUAAUGUUUAGGAAUGUCCUGUUAACUCUGGGAAGGCCAAGUACGGGGGACGGUGGGGUCUUGUAAGUCUUAUUAAUGCUCUCGUCAUUAUUUAACUGAAUUUGGCUCUCUGUUUUUCUCUCGGUUUUGUACUUGUAAUUAACCCCCCCUCAUCUGAGAUAGGGUUUAUUCAUAUUUUGACAGAACAAAUUUAUAAUAUUCCCCAUGUAUAAGAGUAUCAGUGUUAUCUUAGUUAUUGUAGUUAAUAAACACACUUAAAUUUAUGUUUUGUUGAUGUAUUUGUAGAAAAUAAAGUUGUAUUGUAAGAUUUACUGUGCAUGCCAUACAGUGGUCUGACACAUACCUGCAGCCUCACAUUAAACCCAAAGAAUGCUACUCUCUUUUUCUUAAUCUUUAUUGUUGCCUCUUAUGAUUGUUAAAAUUUGAUUUCUCAGGCAUUUUUCUUGUUAUUAAAAAUUACUCAUUUGUGUAGACACAUAGCAUGUUAAAACCAGUACAGAGUCAACAAAUAAAGCAAGUAGGGGUUUUGAAUCUUUGAAUCUAAAACAAAUUGCAACUGAGUUUUAUUUUGUCUACUGGCUAAUCAUUAUUGAGUGAACAACUUAGCCUUUGUUGUGGUCUAUUGUAUAAAGUCAUGUAGUCAAGACAUGUGAGCAGGUCAAUGCACUGCCUGGCUUUGUUAAGAGGUAAAGUCAAAACAUUUCUGGUAAGACAAAAUAGUGGCUGACAAUCAUGUUUUCAAACUAGAAACUUACUUAAAAGAAUAUAAAAUAGUAAUUUUCUUAGCAUGGUGUUCAUUACAUGAUUGAAGUACUGUGCGUGCACCUCACAAAAUAUUUCUUACACGUAUAUGAAGUUGCUUGUUGUAUUGUGAUUCAUCAGGUGUUCCUCGGAGCAUGAAACACUUCACGCACUAAUCCAACUACGAAACAACCUCAAAUGAAAUAAAAUGAAAAUAGAUGACUGUAUUUGUGCUGCAAAUAACAGAAAAUUUAGUGUUUUCUUCAAGAUCAACUGUGAUGUGAUACAAGAUAUUGGUAAUAUUAAUUAGUGCUGCUCUCGGUACCAUAUAAGCUUCUUAUAGAGGUCCAAGCUUCAUUGUAACGGAGACCUUUUUGUUUAAUCAGUUCCCACCAAAGUAUGUUAAUCUAGAGCUUUUAGGAUAAGCGUAAUUGUAAUUCUUAAUUUUAAUAUUUAGGUUAUUGGCCAUUUAGUGUUAAGUCAUCACUUAUGAUCUAGUCUUCCAAAUUUAGCUGGCCUCUCAAAAUUAUUAAACUAACAAGGAAGGCUGUUCAUCAAUCAAAAUGGGUGCAUUUGUAUCAGGUUUACCUGGGACCUGAAGACCUGCAAUUUGGAUUGCCCAUGGCAUUUGAAUAACACUGCCAGUAUUGAGUCAUUUGAUAUUAAGCAUGGGUGUAUGAGUUCACACGCCUCGGUGUUUCUCAUGAAGCAUUUUGAAUCGGUCAGUUAUUUAUUGGCAUACAAUGUGUGUAAGUAUUGCAUGUCUUGAUCUGGAUAAUUAAACUUCUGGUAUAUUAGCUGCUGGUCAAUCAUUGUAUGAAUGUAUUGUAUGUGUUUAAAUUUACUUGUCAAAGUCAAGAAUAUAAAAAAUGCACUUGCUGCUGGGAAAUGUGUGCUAAGCAAAGGGUCUCAUAUUUAGUAUUUUUGCUUUAUUGCCUAAAAUGUGAGAUUUGAGACUGAUCAAUUGACCUCGCCUAUUUAAAAGUUCACAAAUGGUGAUUAAUUUGUUCUUGUAUAUUCGUAUCACUUUAUUGUUGGAAAACAAUAAUUUGAGUGAUAUUUAAAUGCCUCCUGAAGCUGAGUGUGCCUUAAUAAUCACAAAAUAGAGUAGCUGGUUAAAAUUUCUUGAGUAAAUGAAACAAACAUUUAAGGCUUAUUUACAGCUUUCUAUAUUUGCCACUUCAUUCUACACUAAUCUACAUUACAAACCACUCCUCUCCCUUGAAAAAACCCACCAGUUUG
Messenger RNA from Procambarus clarkii (red swamp crayfish), 3993 nucleotides. It is a transcript of the gene Septin1, whose product is annotated as Septin 1. Gene Ontology annotation, molecular function: GTPase activity; molecular adaptor activity; GTP binding. The record is from RefSeq and is a predicted model, not a curated record. Lineage: Eukaryota; Metazoa; Arthropoda; Malacostraca; Decapoda; Cambaridae. Gene Ontology annotation, cellular component: septin complex; synaptic vesicle; microtubule cytoskeleton. Gene Ontology annotation, biological process: regulation of exocytosis; intracellular protein localization; cytoskeleton-dependent cytokinesis.